Messenger RNA from Amphibalanus amphitrite, 1670 nucleotides. RefSeq names its product methyltransferase-like protein 24. The transcript is spliced from 3 exons. The coding region runs from base 120 to 1007 and encodes 295 amino acids. The record is from RefSeq and is a predicted model, not a curated record. NCBI's taxonomy places the organism in Eukaryota, Metazoa, Arthropoda, Thecostraca, Balanomorpha, Balanidae.
GGCCGGCCGGCCGGCGGCAGUCAGCAGUCGCAAUCAGUCGGGGACGGCCACGAGUCGAGAGCGGUCAGCUGCGCUCCCGGCGGACGCACGGGUCCGUCGGAGCCCACUCAGCCGGCAUUAUGACCGGUACGACGCCGCUGCGCCGCGGCCCCCUGAAGGUGGCCGUCGGGGCCGCUAUGCUGGUCACCUUCAUGCUGCUGGUGGCUCAACACUCAUGGCACCACCCUCCUGAAGAAUCUCUCACCCCUGCGGUACAGCUUCCUGAGCUAUCGCCAAACGCAGAGUCGAUGGUGAAGCCACCGGCCCUGCCGCCAGCACCGGACGACGACACGGCGAUGACCGUGGCCCUGUUUCGCUACAUCGAAAACCCGGAGGCCUGCUGCCGAAAGCUAACCAUGUUCGGCGGCACUCUGGCGGGCGGUAAGAAGAUCGACGGCGACAAGUUUGUGUGUCUGGACGCGGAGCACGCGCCGCCACCGGGGGCCUGUCUCGUCUACUCGGUGGGAAUCUCGAACGAGUGGAGCUUCGACCGGCAGAUGACCAGCUACGGCUGCGAGCUGCACUGCUUCGACCCGUCCAUGAAGUCGUACAACCGAAACGUGACCGAGUUCGGCGCGCGGUUCUACAAGAUCGGCCUGAGCGGCCGGACCGAGGUGCGGCCGAACGGCUGGCAUAUGAUGACGCUGACGGACAUCAGGCAGAAGCUGGGCCACUCGGAGCGCGACAUCCACUACCUGAAGGUGGACAUCGAGGGCAGCGAGUGGUCCUGGCUGGAGAACGACCCGCAGAGUCUGCGCGGCGUCCACCAGCUGGGCAUGGAGGUGCACAUGACACUCAAACCGGCCAGCCUGCGCAGACACUACGCCGUCUUCAGGGCCAUCCAGCAGGAGGGAUUCGCGCUGGUGCACGUCAACGCCAACCGGGUGUACGGCCGGCAGUCCAAGCUGCCGGGCGUACAGGACAAGGUCAGCAGCCUCUACGAACUGGUGUGGGUGAGGGUCAAGUGAGGUCGCCGCUCGGUCGGCGCUUGGCCCGGUACAAGGUCGAUCGGAUGGCGAGUGUGAUUUUGUGGUUGUAGGUAAAACAGCGUAUGAUGUACGGACAUGAUGUUGCAUAGGUAUAUGUGAUGUGCAUGGUUUACGGGACGUGAUGUGCGUGGUGGUUGUGAUGCAUGAUUGUUAUGUUAGGACUUUUUUUCGACAGAGGGUUCUCAAAUGCAUCAAGAUGUCGAACGCAGCUUUGGAGGUUAGAAUCGAUCAUUAUUGGCAUUCAUUAACUUCAUUCGACAUUCGUACAUCAGUUCAAAACUGCUGCGCUUUUUUGCCGUGGCAUGAUUGACGCUGCCACACUGCUUAGCUCCUGCUCACUGCUCAGUAGCCCAGGUGUAGGUAGAAAGUCUCCGAGGAACACACAGUGGCGUUAUCGGUCAUUGUUUUAGUCAAUAUUUGCUCGCUGUUUUAUUUGCUGAUAACUAACUUAAGUCAGUUAAAUGCCCAUCGUUAAACAUUAAGGCUACAAGCUGUUGUUUUGAAUUGAACUUUUUAUGUGUGCUUUUUAUUGGAUAGGAUGUGUGAACAUAUAAUCGUUUACAAAACUUAAUUUAUCAAAAUGUAAUACGCGACAUGCAAUGCAAUGAGCAUCAAUAAACAUAAAUGUCCGCCUGAUAGGUC